CACCAUUUCGCGAUUUGUACGACUCGAAAGAGAACGGUGUCGGUAUUUUGUAAUUUAUUACAACACGCACCACGUUUAGUCUGUGAUUUGUGUCAACGACAUGGGAAGUUCGCAGUCUGCUUUGAAUUUCGGGGCUGGGCCCGCUAAAUUGCCCAGAGAGGUUUUGGAACAGGUGCAAUCCGAAUUUCUGUCUUACAAAAAGAUGGGAAUGAGCAUCAUCGAAAUGAGCCACCGUUCCAAGGAAUACAUGGACAUUAACAAAAACGCUCAACAAGCUGUACGAGCCUUGUUAAAAGUCCCGGACAACUACAACAUCCUCUUCAUGCAAGGGGGAGGAUGCGGAACCUUCGCCGCCGUAGCCCUGAAUCUCAUCAACAGAACGGGAACUGCUGACUACGCCGUGACUGGAACUUGGUCGGGGAAGGCCGCCAAGGAAGCGACGAAGUACGGGAAAGUGAACCUCCUAUUCCCCAAAGCCGACAAACCGGGCAGUAUUCCGGAUCAGAGGACGUGGAACUACGAUCCUAAGGCGUCCUACGUCUAUUAUUGUGAUAACGAAACCGUCGACGGAGUUGAAUUUCCAUACGUGCCAAACACGAACGGGGUCCCGAUCGUAUGUGACAUGUCUUCCAGCAUAAUGACCAAGAAAGUAGACGUGUCGAAGUUUGGAGUCAUCUUCGGGGGAGCCCAAAAGAACAUCGGCCCCUCCGGAGUGGUCGUCGUAAUAAUCAGGGAAGAUUUAUUAGGGAACCCCAUGACUGUUUGCCCUUCAGUAUUCGAUUUCACCCACAUCAACAAGGAGAAUUCUAUACACAAUACACCGUCCACUUUUUCGGUGUACGUGAUGGAGAAGGUGCUGCAGUGGAUAAUAGAGAAGGGAGGGGUCGAGGCCAUGGAGAAGCAGUCGGACGAGAAGAGCAAGUUGCUCUACGAGACCAUGGCGAAUUCUAAGUCGUAUUAUUGCUGCCCGAUCGACGCCAACGUGAGGAGCAGGAUAAAUAUCCCGUUCCGGGUUGGAGGGAAAAUGGGGAACGAAGCGCUCGAAGCGAAGUUCCUGGAGGAGGCGGAGAAGUUGAAUAUGUUUCAGCUUAAGGGUCACCGGUCGGUCGGGGGGAUCCGGGCUAGCUUGUACAACGCCGUGUCCUUAGAUGACGUGACGUUGCUGGUUAAGUUUAUGAUGGAAUUUCAGAAGCAAAAUCCUGUUAAUAAUUGAUCGUUUUUAAUGUAAUAUUUAAUUCGUUAGGUAGAUUGAUAAAUUAUGUCGAUAUUUAAGCAAAGACUGGAACGAAGUAUGAAUUUUUAUAAUAAUUUUAAAUAUACAUUUUUAUAAAACUA
Messenger RNA from Anoplophora glabripennis (Asian longhorned beetle), 1335 nucleotides. Its product is annotated as probable phosphoserine aminotransferase. The record is from RefSeq and is a predicted model, not a curated record. Bases 101 to 1213 code for a protein of 370 amino acids. NCBI's taxonomy places the organism in Eukaryota, Metazoa, Arthropoda, Insecta, Coleoptera, Cerambycidae. Gene Ontology annotation, cellular component: cytoplasm. Gene Ontology annotation, biological process: L-serine biosynthetic process. The transcript has 6 exons. Gene Ontology annotation, molecular function: O-phospho-L-serine:2-oxoglutarate transaminase activity; pyridoxal phosphate binding.